GGCCCGGAAAAAGCCGGCUGAAGUCUUGUAUAGAGAUCCUGGCCCCAGUCCUUAUAUGGGCAGCCGGAAGCGGCUAGCGCGCAUGCCCUACGUCAUUACUUCCAAAUAUAGUUGUGGAAGUCUGGCAGAUCUAGUGGCGGGAAGGUUCGCGCACCAGUGCGGGGGUGUGUGUGUGUGUGUGGCGGGGGAAGCCUCCCCUUAAAGGGCCCGCACCACGAGUGAAUGGAGCUGUUCGAACAAUUCUGCAUUUUCUGAGGAACUGGAAUUAGGUUUUCUUGGAACUGUAGUGCGUAGCGGAAGGUGGGGCCGAUGUUUUCUAUCUAUCUGCUCUAUCAGUGCGUGGCUCAGUUUCUAGGUCCUAUCCCAACUCCGCCUCCCGGGAAGCAGAGGCGGAGAACGUCUGCGUCGUUUGGGGGACCGCAGCCACAUGUUCACUCGGGCUGUGUUGCGGCCGGGUCCUCCGCCUUACGAGCUCCACGCCCAUCGUGGAUUUCGUGCCAACGGAAACUGGGGUGGCGGAGGGGGGAUGCUCAAAGAGGAGCGCAGAGAUGGCAGCCUGGGCUGCGCUUGUGUCUGCAGACGUCCGCCGCCCGUGUAGUGGGCAACUUUGCCCUAGAGCCAGCCAGCGUGUCCCGCUUUCUUAACUGCUUCCAAACGAGGGGAGUGACGGGGGCUGGCGGACGCUGGAGAGACAGGAGAGCUUCAGGUUCCAGUGGUCCCCUUUCACCGCCGUGGCUCAUUUAUUCGUUUAGCAAAUAUUGGACGAGUCAUUCUGCCUCGGUUUCCUCACCUGAAGAAAUAAGAUAUAACUACCCUCCGCGGAGUGGAGGUGAGAGAUCAAUGAGAUGUUUGUGAAAGGAAAGCCUUUAGCGCCUGGCACGUAGUAAGAGCUUAGUAAGUGUAAGCAUCGUUAUUGAUUAAAAAAAACAAAAACAAGACAUUAAUUAGGCGCCUGGUAGAUGCUAGGCACAGUUCCCACGGGGGAUCAAACAAGACAUUAAUUAGGCGCCUGGUAGAUGCUAGGCACAGUUCCCACGGGGGAUGUAUCAGUUAGAACCCAAGUCUUCCCGGGUGCGAAGGGAAACGUGCUGCCUACGACCCGCAGGGGUCUCCAGAUGCAACCCUUGGGUGGACCCUGAGCCCCACCCACGGCGCCUGUCCCCUGGGCCCGCGCGCGGGUGCAGUGGGGGGCCCUGAAGAAGCAGACCACCCCGAGAGCUCAGCUUGGGCUGGGGAACGCUCCUCCUCACACGGGUUCGAGUCCCUUUUCUUUGCUCGGUAAAUUCCACCCUGUCGCUUUAAGGAGUCUUUCGCCUCAGAGCUGUGGAAAGCCCGGAUGCGACUUUCUGAUUGGGCGGGGCGUCUCAGUGACUUCACUUGAGGUACAAAAGGGCCCGGGUGGCGGGCGCCGGGGUAGAGCGUCCUGGCAGCGUCUCGGCGUGGGUUGGCUUGUACAGAGAGGCGUGAACGAGCGCCUUGUCCAGUGUGCACCUGCCACCUGCCCUGCCCAGCCGCGUGUCCCCGCCGCCUUUGCCCCUCAGUCAAGCAGCUAUGGAAGUGCAGAAGGAGGCGCAACGCAUCAUGACCCUGUCGGUGUGGAAGAUGUACCAUUCGCGCAUGCAGCGCGGUGGCCUGCGGCUGCACCGGAGUCUGCAGCUGUCGCUGGUCAUGCGCAGCGCCCGGGAGCUCUACCUCUCGGCCAAGGUGGAAGCCCAGGAGCCCGAGGUGCCCUUGCCGCCCGCCCGCUCCCCUGACCCUUGCCUGCACCCGCCGCGGGAAGCGGAAGCCGCAGCAGAGGUAGCGCCCUGCGACGGUGAGCAGCCCUCUCCGGAACCCAUGGACACGCAGGAGACACCAAGAGCGGAGGAGACCCCUGCCCGCAGUGCCCAGCGCCCCGCCAAAGUCAGCCGCAAGCGGCGGAGCUGCAGCCUGAGCGACGGUGGGGACGCUGCACUGGUCCCGAGUAAGAAAGCCCGCCUAGAAGAAGAGGAGGAGGAGGAAAGGCACUCUUCGGACGUCCUUGAUCGCCUGCAGCCCCCUCCGGCGCAAGCGGAGGGCGCAUUCCCCAACCUGGCGCGUGUCCUGCAGAGGCGCUUCUCCGGCCUCCUGAACUGCAGCCCCGCCGCGCCCCCGACGGCGCCGCCGGCGUGCGAGGCGAAGCCGGCUUGCCGCCCGGCGGACAAUAUGCUGAACGUGCUGGUGCGGGCCGUGGUGGCCUUCUGAGGGUCCGUGAGCGGCGCUACCAGAGCCCAGAGCGCGGGCCGAACCGUCGGCCAGAGUGAGCAGACCCAAGGCGAGGCCCACCCCCGGGGGAGCGCCCGUGGAAACCGUGGAGAGGGGCAGCCGCCCUGGCUGCCGAGAUGCCCUGAGAGGGACUCUACCCACGGGGUGCCGUCGCCACCUGUGUGCAGCGGCGACACCAAGAAACCUGAGCCGGGGGCGCGGGCGUCUUCCCCCAGACCUGCCGCGCCCACAGGUGCUGUCUUAACGGACUGGGAUAUGGACCUUACGCUCUCCUUCUGGGACUUGGAGAAGGGAGCUUUGGUUCUUUAAACUCCUCAGGGUCGUACUUUAUUUUUUACUGGGGGCUGUGCUGCCCUUUCAAGGUUUUUCAAUAGUUGGUGUUUGCGUUUCCAACCUCAGAGAAUUCCAGGCACUUCCCUUCCCCCUCCAGUGACAUACUUGUGCAAGCGGUCAUCGUUGCGUCAUGGGCAGACGUGGGGAGCUUCCUGUUGUCUUGCGUGGGUGUGAGGCCUGGGAGGAGGAUCUGGGGUGUGGACGCCCAGGGGAAUGGGAGGAGGGCGGCCUGAGUCACUUCGCCUCCGCGUGGUGUGGGUUAUUGCCCCGAGCCCCUACGCCUUCGGGGGCAGAGGGCAGAUCAAAUUUCAGGUUAAAAUUUUUCUCAUCUGGUGUGUGAGAGGUGGGAAUAUGUUGACAGUCUCAAGCUUGAGCCUCCCUCAGACCUACAGACACAAUCAACCCAGACGUUCCUGGUAUGAAUCACGGAAAUGGGGGGAGGGGGUUGUUCAGAGCGCUGUAAAGCUGAGCUGGGAUCAGUUGCUGGUGAGACUGGGCCAGUUUUGGGGGAGGGGGGGUUCUGUUUACCUUUACUGUGGUGGAUUCUGUUAACUCCAUCUGUCUGGCCUUUUUGCUAGAAAUGCCAGAUAGGAAAAUAAAGACCAUUUGAAGAAAAA
Molecule: messenger RNA, 3194 nt
Organism: Aethalodelphis obliquidens (Pacific white-sided dolphin)
Lineage: Eukaryota; Metazoa; Chordata; Mammalia; Artiodactyla; Delphinidae
Gene: IER2
Product: immediate early response 2
Exons: 1
Coding region: 1552-2223 (223 amino acids)
Source: RefSeq, a predicted model, not a curated record